UACACUACCCGAUCCGUGAUCAGCAGAAAUGUUUGGGAUGAUGGAUUCGAUUUUCCUUCCCGGAUCAGGGAUCAGCAUUUCGGACUCGGACUAACUGACCUCGACCUGGAUGCCCCCUCAUCUUUCUACCGAGGUUACUACCUGAGGCCCAGGAGACAACUUAGCAGCGGAGGAUUGUCCGAGAUUAAGGCCGAAUCAGAUAAAUUUCAGGUUCGCUUGGAUGUAGGUCACUUUGCACCAGAAGACAUUGUAGUAAAGACAGUCGACGACCAGGUCGUGGUCACCGCAAAACACGAGGAGAAAGUGGACGAGCAUGGAUUCAUCUCUCGAGAAUUUACUCGUCGAUAUGUCCUGCCAGAAUCAUCUGACCUGGACAAGGUCACUUCCACCCUCUCAGCGGAUGGGAUCCUCAUUGUUGAAGCACCCCGGAAGAAACUCCAGCCUGCCCUGGGACACAACGAGAGAGCCGUACCCAUUCAAGUCCAGUCUCCAGGCAUCGCCACCUGCCCACCGAAAGUGACCACAACCACCAACAUACCAGUGCAAAAAGAAACCUCCACUAAAGAUAAAUAAAUGAAUCUUUUAUUAUUUUAAUUAUUUCUGACUCCUUAUCAAUAAAUUUAUUUUAGUCAUUA
Messenger RNA from Parasteatoda tepidariorum (common house spider), 635 nucleotides. RefSeq names its product alpha-crystallin B chain. Gene Ontology annotation, molecular function: structural constituent of eye lens. The record is from RefSeq and is a predicted model, not a curated record. Gene Ontology annotation, cellular component: nucleus; cytoplasm. Gene Ontology annotation, biological process: negative regulation of apoptotic process; protein refolding; response to heat. NCBI's taxonomy places the organism in Eukaryota, Metazoa, Arthropoda, Arachnida, Araneae, Theridiidae.